AUGGAUUCACUAAGAAAUUUUUGGAUACCAUUGGUUUGUAAGAGGUUGGAAGUGAAUCUCUGCAUUAUACACCAGGAAAGCUUGUGCACAAAAUUACUUGGCUUUACUGAUGUUAUGAAAAAUGUUGUUCAAUGUGUGAAUUACAUUCAUGCUCAAGGACUAAAUCAUUGGCAAUUUAAAGCCUUCUUAGAAGAACUUGACUUGGAUUAUUUUGAUGUUGUGUACUUCUCUGCAGUGCGUUGGCUCAGUAGAGCUGCUAUUUUGAAAAGAUUUUGGAACCUAAGAAAGGAGAUUGGAUUAUUCAUGGUAAAUAAGCAACAAGAUGUUGCUUAUUCAAAUGAUGCUGAUUGGUUAAAUGAUAUUGCUUUCCUAACUGAGAUCACACAACAACUUUCAGAUUUAAAUGUUAAACUACAAGGUAAAAGUCAGCUGGUGAACAAGAUGUUUAGGCACAUUUGUUCCUUUGAAAAGAAACUACAACUUUUUCAGACUGAGCUGAGUAGAACAGCACUCACUCAUUUACUCAGGCUAGCUGACAGAAAAGUAGAAAUGCUAGAUUUGGAUUGUUCCAAAUAUGCUGAGUGUUGGCAAGUUGUGUGCUGA
Molecule: messenger RNA, 603 nt
Organism: Octopus sinensis (East Asian common octopus)
Lineage: Eukaryota; Metazoa; Mollusca; Cephalopoda; Octopoda; Octopodidae
Product: general transcription factor II-I repeat domain-containing protein 2-like
Exons: 1
Coding region: 1-603 (200 amino acids)
Source: RefSeq, a predicted model, not a curated record